AUGGUGUUCAUGAUAGCCGAUGAAAAACGCGACAUGAAGCCCUAUGCUGUUCCUGUACGAUUUAUACCUUACCACAGUGUGACUGACAAUAAACUGCGUGAACUGUGUAUGGAGCUACGGAGUGCCAUGGUAAAUUUGGGAAUGCUUGUGGUUGGUGAGUUAAGAUUUUUCUUUAAUUGUCUCUGUUAACUACCUUAAGUUUAUACAACAGAAAGGGGCUGCUCUGCUGCUUAAAAAGCCACCUUUCUCAGACCAGACUGGCAUAGCGCUGAGUAUAUUGGUACUUUUAGAGUGCAUAGAGCCUGUUGAAUUUUUAAAUAAUUGUCAUUUUUUACUCAGCAACUGAAUGGUGAUUUGCAUCUUCACCCGCCCACCCCCCCCCCCCCCACCUCCCAAAAUUGUAAUUUGAAAUAAGCCAAACAACAAUUUAUUUAUCUGAUUUUUGUUUGUUUUAGGCACUGUCACAGAUGGAGAAUUUAACUCCAUCCGCACUAUGGGAUCAAAAAGAGCUAUUUCCAUAAUUCAAGUGAUGAUGGAUUCAAAGUCAGAGGCUAGAAGCACCAAUGUUAAUGCCAUACGGAGGUAUUUCACACCAGUUGCAGUCCCAGGUAACUUUUCUUUAACUGAUGUUUUAUCUAUGCCAAAAUCUGACCACUGGAAAUUCUUCACUAUCAUAUGUGUGUGUGUAUGUGUGUGUGUGUUGUAGGUGGAAAUGAAAUUCAGGUUAAAAUGAUUUCAACCUAGAUUGAUUUGAAUCUCCUUUGUUUCGAAGAGGCAAUUCGCAUGUAUUUUAAAACCUUAACUUUUCUUCCUAACAGGUGCCAAUGGGACAUUUUCUGUAAGAGGUCAGGCUCAACACCCAGCCAUUCCGGUUGAGGACAUUGUAUGGCUUUAUGACUUCAUGAAUGCUGAUGGCAAUCAAGUACCAUUUGAAAGCGCCAUCCACAUUUUAAAACGGAAGCUGUUUCCUGCCAAUUAUGACCCUUAUCCUUGGGAGUGUUUUAUGAGCACUAUUACCCUCAAAUGGUACGGCAUGAAGUCCAACUACUAAUUUAAAAUUGCAUAUUAAAUAACAAAAUUUAAAAAUGAAAUUAUUAUUACAUUAAAUCUCUGCCUGUGCACGGGCUGUUAUAGAGGAUCAGUAGGGCCAGUUUAUAGGCUACCCAUGGCCUAAGGUGCCAUGUACUGUCAAUGUACCUUUCAGUUCUAUUUAUCAUUUAUUUUCAAUUGUUUCUUUUCCUUUAAACAGUGGCUGAAGAGGAUACCAAAGGUUGUCUUAAGUCUUUGAUGGCAACAUACUUGUUCCGCUACAAAAUAAAACGAAUGAAAGAAGAAUUAAAUGUGGACUUCAGCAAACACCUUUACCAGCCUGAAUUGUGUGAUGUCACUGGGGAAUACAUACAUGAGAGAGAAGACCACAACCAUGUUCUUAAACGUAUCACUGAAUGUCUUCGUGCAGGUGAAAUCCCAGGGGUUGACACCCGCUACUUCAGAGAUGCCCUGCAUGAUGCUCAUUCAGGUUAAUAACAAUUAUUUGUGUUGUGUGCGUAGUCUAUUAAAGGCCCUUGUUCAUCCAAAAUGCAAUGUGCGCCCAAGCUUAUUUUUGCACUGAUGGAAAAUCUAAAAAUUAACGUUCCAGGCAAUCAUAAUGCUACAUUGAACAAUUGAACCUGUUUUAAAACAAAAACACAAACACACACAGCAGAUUGGGUGAACAUGUACCUUUAAUCAUGAUGUUUUGAUAAUAAUGAUUCAUUUGACCCCCUCUGGGUUUAAAUGAAUUCUUGUAUUCAUACCUGUGUACUACAGGUAUAUUGAUGACAUAGAAAAUGGCAUUCUGACAUUUCUUGCUUUGAUUAUUUUUGAUAGUUCGUGAAAGGGUUAAUAGCCUUUUUUUUUUUUUUUUUUCACAUUAUCCUUAUAUGAACUGAUGUAAUUCAUUCUAAUAAUUACUAUCCCUUUAACUCCCAAGGGUGCCAAAGAAAAAAAAAUUCAAGAAAAAUACCAGAUUUCAUUUUGUAAAAUAUUGAAAAACUAAUGUUUCCGUAAAAAUGUACUGCUGAAGAGGUUUCAUUUGAAUGGUCACACCAUACGAUUUUGUCCACAGACUCAAAAGUUAGAACUAGUGCUUUACAUGUCUCCAUAAUUAUUGACUGUGGAAGUGAAAGGGUUAAUAUUAUUAAUGUUCUUGUCAUGACCAUGACAACAAAAUUGCUUUGACCUACCACAUGUACAUUUUUUUUCUUUCACUGAAAAUUUCUCCAAAAUACAAAAGGAAUUUGCUUACAUACAAAAUAUGUAAUUGAGCAGUAUUUAAAAAGGAAUAUCAAAAAGUUUUUGGAAGCCUCAGCAACGGCAUUUUUUUAAAUACAGGUUUAACUUAUGAGGCUUUAACUGGAAAACAGAAACAGUCAGUACCACAUUGUGAACAGGUGUUUUCAAAGGGUGUACUGGAGUUCAUGCAAAGGAAUGGCCAUACUUCAGAGGCACACUUUGUUGAAACUGUUCGAAACUGGCAUAAGGCGGCAGAUGGACGGGGACUAUCAGAGGAAACACGGUCAAAGUAUAACAAUGACAUGAUCAAUUUUCUGUUGACUGAUUGGAUGCCCUGGCAUGAGUAA
Porites lobata is the source of this 2621-nucleotide messenger RNA. NCBI's taxonomy places the organism in Eukaryota, Metazoa, Cnidaria, Anthozoa, Scleractinia, Poritidae. The record is from the annotation of a GenBank genome assembly.